AUGUGUCUUGAACCCAUAAAAAAUGAUCCUCGACUGCUUCGACAACGCUUUCAGGCUGUGCUUCAAUUAAAUGGUGAAAGUGAAUUACGAUCUAUACCCACGUAUCAAUAUACACAAGCCGGAGGGGAGGCUCAGGACAAAGGAGCAUGGGCUUGUAAAGCUACCGUGGAAUCCACGAAGCCUACCGGUGACGUCAUCAAAGGUCUCAAAGUGGUGUUGAAGGAUAACAUUGCUCUGGCAGGAGUGCCCUGCACCAACGGAACAAAAGCAAUUGACUGGAUACCGAAAGUUGAUGCCACGGUUGUAACAAGAUCUCUCGAUGCUGGAGGUAUUGUGCUCGGCAAAGCAGCAUGUGAGAACAUUGCGGAGGUUCUUCGAGUGGAAAUGGCAGACUUGUUACUCGAAGCGAUUGCCGGCACCGACGGCAUUGACGAUCGACAACCUUACAACCAUCCUGCUGGUACUAUCAAAUAUGCCGAUGAGGUUGCUAAACACAUGACUAUCGAGGAUCAACCUCUGAGAAGCAUCAAAAUUGGGGUUCUUGAGGAAGGCUUCCAAGACCCAAUGACAGAUCCCAAUGUAGCGAAAGCUUCCCACUCCGCAAUCGAGUCAUGCAAGACCCUAGGGGCAGAAGUCAAAUCUGUGCACGUUCCUCUCCACAAAGACUCCGGAGCUUUAUGGAUGAUAAUUUUUUCAAUGUCUGGUACACAACAAGGUCUUCUGAGUGCACCAACGGGACGGAGACAACUCCUCUUUCCUGAACGCCCUGAGCAGAUUGGCCCACAACUGAGUCAACAGGCUUUCGAUGCUUUGGGCCCCGGUGGACAGAAUAUCUAUCUCCGUGGUCUAUUCUUGAAAGAUAGAUAUGGUGCCAGAUUACACGCUCAUUGCACCAAUCUUUCUCGGAAGCUCACAGAUGCCUAUGACGCCGCAUUUCGAGAUGUCGACAUCCUAGUAAUGCCAACCGUCAUCUUUCCGCCAGUCAAACUAAGAACUCCUGAAACACCACUCACACCACUGAAGAUGUUGUCCAGGACUUCUGGGCUGACAUAUAAUACCGCUACCUUCAACUUGACCGGUCACCCUGCACUAAACCUGCCAGUGGGUUUCGUACCAGCGCAGGACGAUAAGUUAGUGAAGUUGCCGACGGGUUUGCAAAUAGUUGGGAGGAAGUUUGAGGAUUUACUUUGUUUGAAAGUUGCAGCGAGUUGGGAGAAAGCAAAUAAAUGGAAAGAGCUCUAA
Molecule: messenger RNA, 1242 nt
Organism: Bacidia gigantensis
Lineage: Eukaryota; Fungi; Ascomycota; Lecanoromycetes; Lecanorales; Ramalinaceae
Exons: 4
Coding region: 1-1242 (413 amino acids)
Molecular function (GO): catalytic activity
Source: RefSeq, a predicted model, not a curated record